Rhodamnia argentea is the source of this 1187-nucleotide messenger RNA. RefSeq names its product transcription factor MYB4-like. Lineage: Eukaryota; Viridiplantae; Streptophyta; Magnoliopsida; Myrtales; Myrtaceae. Bases 119 to 919 code for a protein of 266 amino acids. The transcript has 3 exons. The record is from RefSeq and is a predicted model, not a curated record.
AAGAGUCCACAGAGAGAGAGAGAGAGAGAGAGCUCACAAGCAUAUUUAUACUUUGCCUCAGCUUAUUCUUGGGUCAUUUGAACGGCUUCACUACUAGAGCGAGAGUGAGAGAGAGAGAAUGGGGAGGGCUCCGUGCUGUGAGAAGAUGGGGUUGAAGAAAGGCCCCUGGAACCCCGACGAGGACCGCGUCCUCAUCGACUACAUCCAGCGUCACGGCCACGGCAACUGGCGGAAACUCCCUAAACUCUCCGGAUUGCUAAGGUGUGGCAAGAGUUGCAGGCUCAGGUGGACGAAUUACUUGAGACCAGAUAUUAAAAGAGGCAACUUUAGCAGAGAAGAAGAGGACACCAUCAUCCACCUCCAUGAAAUGCUUGGGAACAGAUGGUCAGCGAUAGCGGCGAGGUUGCCGGGACGAACGGACAACGAGAUAAAAAACGUGUGGCACACCCAUCUGAAGAAGAGGCUAAGAAAGGAGCACGAGGCGGCGUCGCUUGGUGACGUCGCGUCCAAAAGGCGAGUCACGACGUUGCAAGCCGAUAACGAAGCAUGUGCUAAGCGCGAAAGCCCUGGUGGGCCAAUCCCAUUGCCUCAAACACAACAGAGCUCGAGCAGCACGUCUCUCUCCUCCACGAACGUGGAAGACAAUAAUGCCGACGACAACAAUCGCAAAGGGGGCGACGAUCGCAUCAAAGAGGAGGUUGGAAAUGCAAUCUCCGGGUUGAUGGACGAGAGGUUCUGGACAGAAUUGGUAUCAUCAGAUGACAACAACUCAGCCAUGAGUGAUGAUAUUCUCGCGGUGAUCAGUGAGUUCCAGUCGUCCCCAAGUUCAAACGUUGUUCCGUGGGACAUGAACGAUGGUGGAACGGUGGAUUGCUUUUGGUUUGAUCUCUUCAUAGGAGCUGAAUUAGGAGACGUCUAGGCGACAGUUGCUAAAAGAAUCAGUCGAUUUCUUCGUCUUUUUUUUGUUUGCAAAUUUUAACUCUCUUUUUUUUCUUUUUUUUUGCUUUUGGUAUUGGGUUCAACGUGCCGACUUGAGAAUCAUGAUUUUGAAGGUGACCAUUGAUGUUAGCGACCGGACUGACCAAUCAAUCAAAGUUGAAGCUUUCAAACUUGUCGGAGAGAACUUGUUGUAAAUGUACCGAACACACAUCAUCUGGAAUUGGAAAUGAAUGACCGUCCUGGACUAA